AUGGCUCAGAUAAACUGCUCCCAGGCAACAGAGUUCAUUCUUGUGGGCCUCACAGAUCGCGAGGAGUUAAAGAUGCCCCUGUUUGGGGUAUUCUUAUUCAUCUAUCUUUUCACAACAUUUGGCAACCUGGGUUUGAUCCUGGUCAUUAGAACAGACGCAAGACUCCACACACCCAUGUACUUCUUCCUCAGCAACCUGGCUUUUGUUGAUUUCUGCUACUCAUCUGUCAUUACACCCAAGAUGCUUGGCAAUUUCUUGUACAAACAAAAUGUGAUAUCCUUCAAUGCAUGUGCUGCCCAGUUAGGCUGUUUCCUAGCCUUCAUGACAGCUGAAUGCUUGCUCCUGGCUUCCAUGGCCUAUGACAGGUAUGUGGCCAUUUGUAACCCUCUGCUCUAUAUGGUCCUAAUGUCCCCAGGAAUCUGUUUUCAGCUUGUAGCUGCCCCCUAUCUCUACAGCUUCUUGGUAGCACUGUUUCAUGCCACCCUCACCUUUCGCCUCUGCUAUUGUCACUCAAAUACCAUCAAUCAUUUCUACUGUGAUGACAUGCCUCUCCUCAGGCUAACUUGCUCAGACACUCACUCCAAACAGCUAUGGAUCUUUGUCUGCGCUGGCAUCAUGUUCAUUUCCUCUCUUCUCAUUGUGUUUAUUUCCUACACAUUCAUUAUUUCUGCCAUCCUAAGAAUGCGUUCCGCUGAAGGUAGACGCAAGGCUUUCUCGACAUGUGGUUCCCACAUGCUGGCAGUGACCAUUUUCUAUGGAACCCUCAUUUUUAUGUACUUGCAGCCCAGUUCUAACCACUCUCUAGACACAGACAAAAUGGCUUCUGUCUUCUACACAGUGAUCAUCCCCAUGUUGAACCCCUUGAUCUACAGCUUAAGGAACAAGGAAGUGAAGGAUGCUUUGAAGAAAUUAAUUAUCAGUAGAAACCAAAUGUUUAUGUCAUGA
Rattus rattus (black rat) is the source of this 945-nucleotide messenger RNA. Its product is annotated as olfactory receptor 1044. Lineage: Eukaryota; Metazoa; Chordata; Mammalia; Rodentia; Muridae. The record is from RefSeq and is a predicted model, not a curated record. The coding region runs from base 1 to 945 and encodes 314 amino acids. Gene Ontology annotation, cellular component: membrane. Gene Ontology annotation, biological process: G protein-coupled receptor signaling pathway; sensory perception of smell. Gene Ontology annotation, molecular function: olfactory receptor activity; G protein-coupled receptor activity; odorant binding. The transcript has a single exon.